Messenger RNA from Paramuricea clavata, 663 nucleotides. The record is from the annotation of a GenBank genome assembly. Lineage: Eukaryota; Metazoa; Cnidaria; Anthozoa; Malacalcyonacea; Plexauridae.
AUGUGGAAGCUCGCCAAUGUGAACCCUUUACCCGAAGAAUCUCCUUUAACAGAGUGUAAUCAGUUGAGGCCUAUAUCGCUCACAAACAUCAUUACGAGAUUAUUUGAAAGGGUAGUUUAUAAACAGGAGAUUGCGUCUGCAUUCAAAUCCGUGAUCGCACGAGAUCAAUUUGCUUAUAAAGAGGGAACAAAUACUACCGAUGCUCUGAUUAUGUGUUUGCAUCAUUGGCUCAAGUGGCUGGAUGAAGGUGCAGACUCUGUUAGGGUAAUAUCAUUUGACUAUAAGAAAGCGUUGGACUCGAUAUCUCAUAACAUUAUUUGUGAAAUAUUGAAAACACUCGAAAUAAUUAACCCGUAUACUAUAAACUGGAUUAUUAGUUUUCUGGCCAACAGAAAACAAAGAGUUGUUGUUAAUGGCACAGAAACUGUUUAUGUUAAUAUUAACAAAGGCGUACCCGCAGGGUACGGUUUGGGGCCCUUUCUAUUUUCGUUGAUGGUUAAUGAUAUAAAACCCAUGGAUGCGCAAAACAACCUAUUGGUUAAAUUUGCUGAUGAUAUGACGACAAGUGCUCCAGUAAAAUCAGGAUCGGAUUCUGCUGAGGCUGAGGUGGAAAGCAUUCAAAAUUGGUCGGAAAGCAAAUCAAGUGACAUUAAAUCUUUCUAA